This is a messenger RNA of Nematostella vectensis (starlet sea anemone), 2171 nucleotides long. Its product is annotated as sushi, von Willebrand factor type A, EGF and pentraxin domain-containing protein 1. Gene Ontology annotation, molecular function: calcium ion binding. The transcript has 14 exons. Gene Ontology annotation, cellular component: protein-containing complex; plasma membrane. NCBI's taxonomy places the organism in Eukaryota, Metazoa, Cnidaria, Anthozoa, Actiniaria, Edwardsiidae. Gene Ontology annotation, biological process: heterophilic cell-cell adhesion; establishment or maintenance of epithelial cell apical/basal polarity. The coding region runs from base 313 to 1932 and encodes 539 amino acids. The record is from RefSeq and is a predicted model, not a curated record.
AUUCGCAGUGAACGUUAGAUUCAACAGUCUGAGGCGAAAAUGGAGCAGGAAAGAUCAUUGACACAUUAGAUUCUAUUGCUUUACAAGGGAAUCUCAAUUCUCGAAGUUCUUUUCGCUGAACGUUAGAUUUAGCAGUCUGAGGCGAAAAGGAGCAGAAAAGAUCGUUGAAACAUAAGUGAACGUUAGAUUUAGCAGUCUGAGGCGAAAAGGAGCAGAAAAGAUCGUUGAAACAUAAGUGAACGUUAGAUUUAGCAGUCUGAGGCGAAAAGGAGCAGAAAAGAUCGUUGAAACAUAAGCAUGGUUUUCAAGUGAAUGUCCAUUCUCGAAGUUCUUUUCUGCAAAAUGAAGGUCAGAAGCCUGGUAUUAUACUUCAACUUUCUUGUUGCCGUAGCAGCAUCAAGCCACGAAUCCUACUGUCCAGCGUCCAUCCAUUCAGCAGGCGCGCGCAUAACUCAAAUUGACCUUGCCCUACAGAGCAAGCAUGUGAAAAAGCGUCUUCAGGGCCAAAGUCAGAUGUCAUGUAGUCAGCGGUGUCUGCAGCAAGACUGGUGUAUAUCGGUGAACUACGAAGUGUCUCGACCGGAAGGAGGGGCCUGCGAAUUGAACACAUACGGAGUCGAGAUGUUGGCCGACGCAAAUCCCAAAAACCCAGAGUUUAAAAGGAAAAAAGGAUGGAUAUACUCACAGUUAAGAUCCGCUCAGUUCACACUAAGCUUACAAGCCUGUAAAGAUGGUUCGUUUACUUGUUCGAAUGGAGGCACAUGUGAGAUUGACUGCAAAACUCUCGUCCCAAGAUGUAUUUGUCCGGAAGGCUUUUCUGGAGACAAGUGUGAAAAUCAUGAUAAUGAAUGUCAGAGCAGUCCAUGCAAGAACAGUGGGACGUGCAAGGACGAAGACAACGGGUACACGCGCGCAUGUGUACCUGGGUUUACAGACAAAAACUGCGAGACAGAUAUUAACGAAUGUGCUGGUGAUCCUUGUGCAAACGGAGGGACUUGUACCGAUGGAAUCAAUGGCUUCACGUGCACAUGUCCCGCUGGUUAUAAUGGAAGCACGUGCGAUAAUGAUAUUGAUGAGUGCGCAAGCAAUCCUUGUCAGAACGGAGCCACCUGCAAUGACGGCGUUAACAGUUACACGUGCUCAUGCAAGCCUGGGUUCACCGGCACAAACUGCGAGACGGUGGCAUGUUCUUCAAGUCCCUGUCAGAAUGGUGGAAGUUGUGCUGAAAAGGGUGGUGGUCUUUACGGGUGCACCUGCGCCUCUGGAUACACAGGGGCAAACUGCGAAACAGCAGUGACAUCUGGUGUUGGAUGCGUAUUGCACUUCACAACCAAAAGUACAUCCAACUAUAUCCAACUCGACCAGCCGUUUGGUUGGUUUGAUACCUUUUCAGUAUCAGUGUGGCUGAAAAUGGAUGCAGAUGACGAUAUUGACCCCGCUAUGAUACUCUCGUACGCAACGGCCUCGAACGUGGAAGCACUAUCAAUCGGUAUUAAGAAGGAUGGUGUCGCGGAGAUCAAGUUUGCUGGAGCAGGAGCGUUACUCGCAUCGGGCUUUACCCGUGACAACACUUGGCAGCAUCUAGUGUUUUUGUAUGGAAAUGAAAGGUUCCAAGUUUACAAGAACAAAGUCUUACAAGAGGAGAGAGAAGUUUCAGGUGUGGCUUCCUUAGACCCGGCAGGUAGUAUCUUAGUGAUUGGCCAACAUCAGGGAUCUCUUGGAGAAAACUUUGACCCUUCAAAGCUGUUCUACGGCUACAUGGCGAACCUAAAUAUCUGGGAAUAUGAUCUUAAUGAUUGGUAUAGGGGCAAAGCGUACGAGCAAGGGUGUACAGGCUCAGUUGACGUCAACCCAGCCUUGUCAUGGGAGACAAUUACCGGUAAAACGCUAUUGGGCAACAUACAACCACAAUGCGCACUAGCAUGCCCUUAAACGUCAAAACGGUUUGAUUGACAAUGCACUGUUCUCAAUACGAAAAAUGGGCGUUCACGGUUUCCUCCUCUAGGAACCAAACAUUUGAUUAUCUGACGUCAAAUGACGAAAGACAGCUUGCCUAAGGCAAGUCCCUUUUAUAGUGCGAGUUCGUGUUUAAAGUUAUGCCUAGUGCACACCAGUGACAUAACAGCAUAGGCGCGCGCACUCUUUUAAGCCCGAAAUAACGACAUGGACAU